This is a messenger RNA of Pseudoliparis swirei, 1101 nucleotides long. Its product is annotated as glycogenin-1-like. The record is from RefSeq and is a predicted model, not a curated record. Lineage: Eukaryota; Metazoa; Chordata; Actinopteri; Perciformes; Liparidae. The annotation marks the transcript as partial. The transcript has 4 exons.
ACGUACCUUCCAGCUUUCAAGCAAUUUGGUAGCAAUGCCAAGGUGGUCCAUUUCCUGGGGAAGACCAAGCCAUGGAGUUACACCUACGACGCCAAAGCCAAACAGUUCAAAGGCGAUGUGAGCGAGGCCGCCGCCCACCCCACGUUCCUCCUGGACUGGUGGACCCUGUUCUCCAGCGCCGUGGUGCCCAUGCUGCAGGAGCAGUAUGGAGACCAGUCCUUCCACUCCGGAUGUGUGGAGUUCCAGAACAGUGACAUGGUCACUUUUGAGGGUGAACAGAUAUGGGAUGAGAGCAGUACUUCACCUGCAGAAGAAACCGAACCCCAGAUGUCCUCAGAAGAACGGAAGAAGAAAUGGGAGCAAGGCCAGGCCGACUACAUGGGAAUGGACUCAUUUGACAAUAUCAAGAAAAAGCUUGACACUUUCCUUAAAUAAGAGGCAAUAUCAAAGAGCACUCAGUUUUUCUCACUUAAAGAAGCAAUCGAGCAGGAUAUCAAAACUACAAACUUGACAAAGGACUUUCAAUAAAAUAGCGUAAACGGCUCGUAUUUCCAUCUUCGCUGUUGCACAACUAGACAUGAGUGGAGUCUGCUCCUUCAGUCGUGUGUUCUCAACGGCUUUAAUUGUCUAUACAAGUCCUAAUUCAGUUUGACCCAGCCACAGGAAUCUGUCCUGCUACACUGAAGACAACCAGGAAAGAUUUCUGAAAACAUAAAUUCACUCUUUUUAAAGGUAUUCCUUUAUUCAUUAGUGUAUUGUUGAGGCUAUGAUUAGAAGUCACUAACUACUUUCUUUUCUCUUUUUUUAAUGUUUUUUUUUUUUACCAUACACUCUUUAGAGCAUUAAUUCUUUUUUCAUGUUCAUUUCUCGUGCUUUUGAAUUGGGUAAACUGCCUCUGUUUUAACAUAGAUCUGAAACAUGUUUACAGCACCGUAUGGUCAUUUUGCCAUACAUGAAAUUUAGUGCUUUCUUGCUCUCUAUUGCAUCACUCAAUCUGUUCUCUGCCAGCUUCUUGUCGGACAUUCGGGUUGACCUUUCUUGUACUUGACCAGAAUGUGUUCUGCCUUUUCAUUUGGAACUAUUAAAAUAACAUUACAAGUU